Molecule: messenger RNA, 5864 nt
Organism: Blastomyces gilchristii SLH14081
Lineage: Eukaryota; Fungi; Ascomycota; Eurotiomycetes; Onygenales; Ajellomycetaceae
Product: PEK/GCN2 protein kinase
Exons: 7
Coding region: 198-4949 (1583 amino acids)
Biological process (GO): DNA damage checkpoint signaling; regulation of translational initiation by eIF2 alpha phosphorylation
Molecular function (GO): ATP binding; eukaryotic translation initiation factor 2alpha kinase activity; protein binding
Source: RefSeq, a predicted model, not a curated record
GACCGCCUUCCAUCUUCCCCGCUAACUAUGUCAACAGUUAAACCUCAAUUUAACGAUUUAUACCCCGCGAUCCUUUCUAAUCAUGUCUAGGUAGAGGGCUGCAGCUUCGGCUGCAUCUUCGUUGUCUACUCUUUCUGGGAGCAACGGACAUCACGAUCUUCUUCUAAUGUGUCCUGCAUCCAUUUCCGAAGUCCGCCAUGCCUCACAAACACAAGAAAAGCAAUGUCCUGAAAAAUGGCGCUCCAAAAGUAGAGAAAAAGGAGAAUCCUCCUGAACCACCUGCUGUUCCCCCUACCACUAACUACAAAGAAAUUCAUGAGAAUGAGGCCGACGCCUUGCGCUCAAUAUACUCGACUGAUUUUGAGGAUGUAGAAGUCCGACAAGCUGCUUGGCAUCAAGCGUCUGAAGUAGCUUUCAAAUUGCAUCUGAGAGCUUCCUCGAAUCCGGACGUGCAGGUUGUCUUGUUAGUUUCGCUGCCUGCGACAUACCCUAAGACAGUCCCAAAUUUGACCGUCCAAGGUCUUGAUGACCUCCGGAGAGGAGCUAAAUCCAGGAUCAAGGAUGUGAUUGAAACUAAACCAAAAACCCUUCUGGGUUCGGAAAUGAUCUACGAACUUGCACUAUCCGUUCAGGAUAUCCUCGAAGAUGUCGCAAUAGCACAAGCCGAGGACAAAGACAUACCAAGCCUGGAGGAAGAACGGAUAGUCCAGGAAGCCGCAGCAAUACAGCAAGCCGAGGAACAAAAGCAGGAAGAGCGGAGGAGGCAGGAACAGGCCACUGCUGCAGAAGAGAAGGCUUUACAAACGCUACUUGAGAGCAAAAUUAAGCAAAGACAACGAGCGAAGGAACAAGUGUCGCGACGGAGAAGCAAGGUGGCUUUCGAGGAUAGUGAGUCCUUUGACACUGGCCUUGUUUCAUUUGACCCACCGUUAGUAAUGAAUGACUAUGAUGAACGACCUAUUACUUUCCGGUCGGUACUUGGGAAGACAUUAAUUGCCAGUGCGCCUCACAAGGAGACUUUCACAGUGAGGCCUGUCAUUUCUGGAAAUGGGGCUCAUGUUCCACUCCUCGUCCUUAAACAGCUAUUUAUUCGGGAAAUGGGCUUGGAGCGUGACCUCCGCCAGGAAAUUAGGGCGAGCGAAGACAAGCUCGAAAUCCUAAAGCGACUGAGACACCCAAAUCUGGUUGAUUUUAUUGGAUUUAAGAUAUAUCGCCCUCUUGGCCCCGAGACAUCCCACGAAAGCGCAUGGCAUAUUUACACUUUGUUCGAGUAUGCUAACAAAGGAUCGCUAUCUGAGCUGCUUGACAUGAUCGGGAGUGUGACGGCAGACACCGCAAGGGCCUGGAUGUUACAGCUGCUUGAUGCCUUAGAGUAUUAUCAUCGUAACGGUAUUGUUCAUGGCAACAUUCAUUCUGGACGGGUGUUAUUGUUCAGAACCCAGUCCAACAACACCAUACUCAAACUUCUAAGUGGUGUGGAGGAAUCGCUUCCAGUACCAUCAGGAGCGAAGCGAACUUUAACUUCCUCCCAGUCUCCAUUUUGGAUUCCACCAGAGCUCACACAGAAAGGUUCUCAGCCCAGCACCAAAACUGAUGUAUGGGAUCUAGGGAUAGUUUUUCUGCAAAUGAGUUUUGGAAAGGACAUAAUGCAGCGGUAUACAUCAGCCAACGCUCUUAUGAAUGCGAUCGAUCUUUCAAUGCCUUUGGAGGAAAUGCUUGGGGAGAUCUUUAGACCGGACCCUAAAAAACGCCCCACUGCAUUCCAAAUUCAACCAUUCGAGUUCUUUCGAGUCGAUGCGCCACUGCUUGAACCAUCGGUUGCAUCCAAUCUAAUAUCGCUACGAAGACGAAGCCGGCUUGAUUCCCAGGGAGCCCUCCCUUCAUUUUCUCGGUAUGGGCAGGACUUUGAUGAGGUUGGGCGCCUGGGCAAAGGAGGUUUCGGCCAGGUUGUGAAAGCGCGAAACAAGCUAGACGGAGGGUUUUACGCAAUCAAAAAAAUCUCCUCGAAGUCAGGGAUCGCCCUCAAGGAUACUUUAUCCGAAAUUAUGCUACUAUCAAGGCUUAAUCAUCCAUACGUCGUACGGUAUUUUACUGCGUGGCUCGAACGAGACUAUCAUGCUCUUGACGACGAGGCAGUGUCAUCCACCGAAGCAAAUUCGCGUCAUCCUGAAGACGACGUGGAUUUCGGAUAUAGCACAAGUGGACUUGAUUUUAUAAGCUCAAAGGGGUAUCCUGACAUAGAGUUUGGGUAUGAUAGUGAUGGGCAUGACGACACUGAUACGGCAUCGGAAGAAUCCGGCCACCAUAGACAAUGGAGCCCAUUAAAAACAGAUGAAGGCCCAAGCCUUCAGAGGCUGAGAUCUGGAUCAUCAUCCCACACUGUGACAACUACGCUUUACAUUCAGAUGGAAUAUUGCGAGAAGCAUACACUCCGCGAUUUAAUCAGGAACGGAUUAUAUGACGACAUUGAGUUUUCUUGGAGAUUGUUUCGACAGAUCGUGGAUGGCCUAAGCCAUAUCCAUAGCCAUGGCAUUAUUCACCGGGAUCUGAAACCAGAUAAUAUAUUUAUCGAUGUUGCGAACAACCCGCGCAUCGGCGACUUUGGCCUAGCUACGACUGGCCAGUUCACAACGGCAGUUCGAUCUUCGAAUGCCACAGACAUUGCUGGGCAUUAUACCCGGAGUAUAGGAACCACCUACUAUGUUGCCCCUGAAAUGAAAUCUGUGUCGGUCAGCCAGUAUAAUGAGAAGGUUGAUAUGUAUUCACUUGGCAUUAUAUUUCUCGAAAUGUGCCAUCCUCUCAAGACGGCGAUGGAGCGCGAUCACACAUUGCAGAACGUGAGAAAGAAGGUUCAUACGCUCCCCUCAACAUUCGAGGUACCAGAGAGGGCCAUACAAGGAGAAAUAAUUGAGUCCCUCCUGAGCCAUCGUCCAAGUGAACGACCCACUGCGGCAGAACUUCUCCAAAGCGGCAAAAUACCUCUACAGGUUGAAGAAGAAAUGUUUCGAAAGGCUAUUAUGGGCAUUCUCUCCGAUCCUAACUCACCGGACUACAAGAAAAUCCUUUCAGCUAUUUUCUCCCAGCCAGCGAGAAAAUUCGAAGACAUCGCAUGGGAUAUGGACUCUCGCGGAACACCACCCGCUGCCGAAGUGUUGCUUCAAAGUCUAGUAAAAGAGAAAUUGACAUCGAUAUUCCGGAAACACGGCGCUGUUGAGACGACACGUAGCUCCCUAUUCCCACGUUCUGAACACUAUCCCCCAGGGGUGGUUCGUCUUUUGGAUCCUGCAGGCAACCUUGUUCAACUGCCCUACGAUCUCACCCUUCCGAAUGCUCGCUCCGUACCUAGAUUAGACUCGUCCAUCGAAAAGAUCUUCACUUUUGGCACCGUCUACCGGGAGUCUAUACACGGAGGAGCGCCGCGUGGUCACCGUGAGGUUGACUUUGACAUGAUAUCACAUAACACUUUGGAUCUGGCACUAAAGGAAGCGGAAGUCAUUAAGGUCUUAGACGAGAUUUUGAAUGAAUUCCCUUCCCUGAGAUCUGCCCCAAUGUGUUUCCACAUUAACCACUCAGACCUCCUUGACGCGAUUAUGUCAUUUUGUCGAAUCAGCUCCCAACAAAAGCCCCUGGUUAAAGAGGUCAUUAGCAAGUUGAAUAUUGGACCGUACUCAAUGCAAAAGAUCCGUAGUGAGCUUCGAUCUCCAACUGUCGGGGUCGCGUCUACAUCUGUUGACGACCUUGCCCGCUUCGACUUUCGAGAUAGCCCAGACAAAGCCUUAAAACGCCUUCGUACAAUCAUGGAAGGAACGGAGUUUGCAGACCGCCUCGCUCCGAUAUUCGCCCGUCUAAACGCCGUGGUGUCGUAUCUAAAAGGAUUCCGUGUGAAGAGAAAGAUCUACGUAAACCCCCUGAGCAGUCUUAACGAUAAAUUCUUUCGUGGCAGUGUUCUCUUUCAAUGCGUUUCCGACACAAAACGACGAGAUGUCUUUGCGGCCGGAGGACGAUACGAUAGCCUCAUUCAAGAAUUCCACCCUAAGGUUCUAUAUUCAGGCAACCAACGUCAUGCCGUCGGAUUCAACCUCGGAUGGGAAAAACUGUGCCUCUCAAUGUCGAACUAUUUGAAAGGGUCAAAUAAAGCUUUCCUUAAACAGGGAGAGGCGGAAAUAAGCGGAAUCUGGCGGGCAAGACGGUGUGAUGUUCUCGUCGCUAGUUUCGAUGCUACAGUCCUUCGUACUGUGGGAGUUGGCGUCGUUCAGGACCUGUGGGCGCAUGAAAUUAGUGCUGAACUUUCCGUUGAUGCUUCCUCAUUGGAGGAGAUCCUUGCGCGGUAUAAGAAUGAUAACCAUAGCUGGGUCGUGAUCGUCAAGCAGGAUAGCAUGGACCGGGGACUGAAAGUGAAGAAUAUUAGCACCAAAGAAGAGUUUGAGGUGAGAAGCUCUGAAUUGGCGGGGUGGCUUCGAAGCGAAAUCGGCGCGCGGAAUCAGCGUGAGCAUCUAACAGGUGCCGGCAAACCACUGAAACAUCUGUACCAUCAAGAAUCCAACAAUUCGGUCAGAGAGAAAGACCAGGACGUAAGGAUUUUAGUAGCACUCCACCGGAGCAAGAAAACGAAUAGGCGAAACAUCAUUGAGGCCGCAAUUCGCGAAUCACGCAACGUGAUGGAUAGAGCGCUUGACGGACCUAUUGCGGCUAUUGACACUCGAGAUGAGGUUUUGGAAGCCCUCCGGGAUACCCGUCUUUCAGACCCCGACAGGUGGCGGACAGUGAUACAGAACUGCCCGCUGACAGAAAGGAAGUAUAUGGCUCAGGUCCUCGAAAUGCUCAACGACCUUGCCAACGAGCGCCGAGACCCUCAGGAUGGGAAGGAAAUCUAUAAGAAUGCGUUUAUUUACAACUACCGCACCGGCAGUUGUAUCUAUUAUGAUCUCUCACGUAGUAAUGAGAAAUGAGCCAUAUGAGAGAUGAAUAUUAGUAUGAAUGAGCUAUGAAUGACAUGAUAGCAGGAUACCCGUAUAUUUCUUUGGUAGCUGAGUUUGCCAUGCAGGAGCUCUGUCUCUCACCGUGAGCAUUUAAUGCUUACUAAAAUGAGAAAUAGUUCCUCAACGGAUUAAAAAAAUACUAUUGUACAAGCAAAAUUGAAAAAAGAGACGUAUCAAUCGCUAUCAUCACUGUCAUAAGCCACUAGUGGUCCACUGGACACCGGGGCGCUUGGUUUUGUUGUAAAACUCCCCCCCGUAAAUCCGUUCAGUGCGCUUAGAGUUGACCCAGAUAAUAUACCACCCCCACUGGUUGCCUGCUGCUGCGGUACUUCUGCUGGAACAUCCUCAAUUAAACGACCUUCCGCCGGAGGUUCGAUUUGCUGAGUUGCUUUCCCUUGCUCCAAUUCCCUGGUGCGAGCAUACCAAACCUCGUCAGGGGGUUCGUAGCCACUAAGCCCAAAACUCCCCUCAAUCUUCUUCCGUUUCCUCGCCUCAGGAUCUCUCCCUUCCAACUCCGCCACAAACUCCGCAGGCAGGGCCUUCCUGACUGCCUCCGCUGCCUGCUCCUCGAUACGCUGCGCGUCCCGCUUCUGCGCCAGCGGGUUCGGAUCAACCGUCGCCCACCGCACAUUGAGCACCUCAUUAUGGUCCAGGCUCUGAUGCGACAUCGCCUCUUUAGCGAACUGAGAAUUUGCUUCGUUCGUAUAUGUCACGAACGCCACGCCUCGAGAAUUGAGCACGCGGAUGCGCUCCACCUGGCCCCAUUCGGCAAAAUGUCUCGCGACGAUCUCCUCAAUGUCAUCCGAAACGUGUAUCCGGCCGAUAUACAGUGUUCUGUUCUGCCUCAUAAAGCUGCCCACGCCACCCAUGUCAUCUCGGUAAUCG